Messenger RNA from Geodia barretti, 1006 nucleotides. Lineage: Eukaryota; Metazoa; Porifera; Demospongiae; Tetractinellida; Geodiidae. The record is from the annotation of a GenBank genome assembly.
GGGGGGAGAGGAGAGGGAGGUGGCUGUCAAGUCACUGGCAGAUGGCUUCACUGAGGAGAAACGUAUUCAGUUCCUGCAGGAGGCAGCCAUCAUGUGCCAGUUCAAACAUCCCAAUGUCAUAACCUUCCAUGGCAUUCUCCUGAACUGUGACCCAAUGAUGAUAGUGUUGGAGAUGAUGCACGCUGGUGAUCUCCGGGAAAAGUUGCACUCACUUAAACCUUUGGACCAAUCAGCAGCUCACACUCCUGCGCUUUUCAUGAGUUUCUGUCGCCACAUAGCCUCAGGGAUGACUUACCUCUCAGGGAAAGGGUUUGUGCACAGAGAUUUAGCCGCCAGGAAUAUUCUCGUUGCUAAUGAUGAAGUCUGCAAGAUUUCUGACUUUGGCAUGUCUCGAGCUCUGAAAGACACUGACUAGCUAUGUCUCUCGUGGAGGGAAAAUCCCUGUGAAAUGGACAGCUCCAGAGGCUCUCCACUACAAGAAGUACUCGACUGCCAGUGACGUGUGGAGCUUUGGAGUUGUCCUCUAUGAGAUAUGGACAAUGGGCAUCAAGCCAUAUGACAAUGCAACAAACAACGAGGUGUACCAGAAGAUCCAGUCAGGAUAUCGCCUCCCUCCCCCACCUGGAUGUCCCAGAGCUGUCUAUCAGACCAUGAUCAACUGCUGGAACUUGGAGGCAGAGUCCAGACCAACUUUCUCCGAGAUUCAAAUGGAGCUCCAGCGUCCAGACUUCAAGUUGCUGACAUGGACGGCAGAGGAUGUGGCUGCCUACACUGAAGAGGCCCAGAAUGCUGGGAGCUCCCCUGGAGGCUGGAGAGGAACUCUACACUGACAUUCAAAAGACAUACAGUUACAUGUGAACACCUGACAAUUAUAGUGUAUGUGCGCACUUAGCCACUUGAGGACUUCAAAAUAAUUGUCAUUGUUCUCACACACAAGAUGGUGCAACAAUUUAAUUUGUUGUAGGUGAUUUGUAUUUCCGAAGACCACUUUUCAAAUAUGAGACCU